AGGACUUCCAGAGGACAUUGGAUGCUUAUCCACUUUGAAAAAGUUGAAUCUCACUGGAAAUAAUUUUGAGCAUUUGCCCCGAAACGUAGCCCAACUUGGUGCUCUUGAGUACUUUGACUUAUCACAUUGCAAGAGGCUCAAAGUGUUACCAGAUUUCACUGGGAUGCCAAACUUGGAGACUUUGAAUCUGUCCUAUUGUAUGAAUCUUGAAGAGGUUGAUCAUUCCAUGGGAUUUCUCAGAAAGCUCUUGAGAUUAGAAUUGAAUAAUUGUAAACGGCUGAAGAGGUUUCCAUCUCUGUACAUCGAUUCCCUCAAAUAUCUGGAUCUAGAGGGGUGCUCUA
Molecule: messenger RNA, 341 nt
Organism: Capsicum annuum
Lineage: Eukaryota; Viridiplantae; Streptophyta; Magnoliopsida; Solanales; Solanaceae
Product: TMV resistance protein N-like
Source: RefSeq, a predicted model, not a curated record